CUGCUUCACUCACAUACAUACAUUUUUACGUCAAACUCAAAUACAAAAGUAAAUGUUUUGAUUUUUAUUGUAAUUAAUCUAUCUAGUAAAACAUCAAAUGAAACGCUUGAAAAGAACCUUGAACGGGCAAUAGUGCCCGUGGUAAUAUGGGUUCCUAAUUGUAAUGUUUAGUGAGGGACGUGUGAACUAUGCUAGAUGUUAAAUCGAGGCAGAUGCAGUAAGAUGCCUUGCGAGAGUUGUGCUGUGCAGUUCAGCGUGUUUAAGCGCAAGCAGGUGUGCUAUGAAUGCGAAAGGUAUUACUGCAGCGGUUGCCUUCGACGCGAAGGCACUUCCGUUCUAUGUACAGCUUGCAAAGUGCUGUCAACCAGACCACUGCUCCGUAACAGCAUAGCACACCUGAAGGUUCGAGAUCUACAGUGCUUCCUGCAGCGACAAAACGUUUCUACCAGGGGAUGUGUGGAGAAAGAAGAGUUGGUGAGUCUGUGUGUGUCCCAUGUGAACAGUGCGGCGUUCCGGAGGCGGGGGCCGCGCGCGCGUCCCUCGCCCUUCAGCACGCUGAAGGGGUUCACCAACAACCUCAAUGUGUUCAUCAAUAAUGCCUUCGAGAUAAGAAACAAUGCACAGCCAGCACCAGCACCACCACAACAUAGUAAUUGCUAUAAUGCCAGCCACGCGCAUGCGCCGCGCCCCUCCGCGCCGCAGCCGCAGUCGCAGCGGCCGGCGCCCGACCCACCGAGGGAAAGAUUCACUACUACUCCAGGCGGCGAAAGGGAUAUCGUAGUGCCGGUGCCGGCGCCGGGAAGCCUCACGCGAACUCCCUCCGCAGACGGGUCUGGGGCUCGCGUGGAGUCGGCCGACUGCUUCGAGAUAGAAGACCUCGACGACAGCGGCUGGGAGUUUGUGGCGCGACCCGCCGACCCGCUGCCCGACGAUUCGGACGUGCUAAUAGCUGAGAACCAAGCACCUACGGCCACUCCUCCCCCCGCACCCGUUCCCCCCUCCGCCCCCAGUAGCCCUCCCCGCGCGGGGGGCCUCACCCCCCUGGGUGGGGUGGGCGGGGUGGGCAGCCAGCAUCGAGCCACGUCGGAGCUGGAGCUGCGGCCUCGGGAAGCCCCGCCUGAAGCGGACUCGCUUAGUUUGCAUGACGAACCGGAUAACGGACCAGACGCGGACGAGCCGGUGACUCUGGACAGGCUCCAGUCCGCAUCGCAGCUGGAGUUGCUGAGCGUGCGGCAACUGAAGCAGCUGCUGGCCCGCAACCGCGUCGCCUACCGCGGCUGCCUCGAGCGAUCCGACCUGCUGCACCGCGCCCGCACUCUGUACGCGGACCACGCGCACUACCGCGCAGAGGUGGACAACUUGCCACUUGAAGAGUGCUGCAAAAUCUGCAUGGCAGCGCCGUUAGAGUGUGUACUGCUGGAAUGUGGUCAUAUCGCCGCCUGCACCGCCUGCAGCCGGCAACUAGCCGAGUGUCCUAUAUGCAGGCAGUACGUGGUGCGGGCCGUGAGGUGCUUCCGGUCAUAGGUAUGUGCCGACAUAUAUAUAGAUAUAUAGCACCGCCUGCGGCCGGCAACUAGCCGAGUGUCCUAUAUGCAGGCAGUACGUGGUGCGGGCCGUGAGGUGCUUCCGGUCAUAGACUAGCUGACCCAGCGAACUUCGUACCGUCCUAAAAAAAUAGGGGUUGUCCAGCGGACAAAAUUGUGAAUCUAAACCAUUCUCAGAUCCCCUUGAACACACACAAAAAAUUUCAUCAAAAUCGGUCCAGUCGUUUAAGAGAAGUUCAGUGACAUACACACUCACAGAAGAAUUAUAUAUAUAAAGAUAUAGCACCGCCUGCGGCCGGC
Messenger RNA from Chilo suppressalis (striped riceborer), 1844 nucleotides. Lineage: Eukaryota; Metazoa; Arthropoda; Insecta; Lepidoptera; Crambidae. The record is from the annotation of a GenBank genome assembly.